Messenger RNA from Belonocnema kinseyi, 2433 nucleotides. RefSeq names its product spondin-1 (gene fat-spondin). The record is from RefSeq and is a predicted model, not a curated record. Bases 1 to 2292 code for a protein of 763 amino acids. Gene Ontology annotation, cellular component: extracellular matrix. The transcript has 11 exons. NCBI's taxonomy places the organism in Eukaryota, Metazoa, Arthropoda, Insecta, Hymenoptera, Cynipidae. Gene Ontology annotation, biological process: cell adhesion. Gene Ontology annotation, molecular function: serine-type endopeptidase inhibitor activity.
AUGUUACGACUUAUAUUGGCGACGAUCAUCGUCGCCGCAGCUCAAGCCGGAUGUCCAAUGCGACCAUCACCUGAUCAAUCUUCUUCACAACGACUUCCGGGUGACGGUGGAUAUCGUAUUUUAUUCAGUGGGGAUUUUGAGAAAUAUAUUCCAAAUGCCCUCUACACAAUUAGUUUAAGAGGUUCUCGAAAUCACGAGAGGCUUCAACAAUUUACACGUUUCACGCUCUCUAUUGAUUCUCAACAUUCGCCAAAUAACCCUGCUGCUCGAAUUGGGUAUUUCCAGUUAUUCUCUGACUUGCUUGCUCAGUUUAAUGAAGAUUGUAUCAAUACAAUAUCAGAGGGAACUGACAACUCCAAAACAGAGGUUCAAGUAAUGUGGAAGGCGCCUGCAUCAGGUUCUGGAUGCAUCGUGUUCACAGCCAUGGUUCUAGAAGAUCCUACUCAUUGGUACGCUGAAGAUGGAACGCUGAUGAAAACAUUUUGCGAAAUGACUCCAGAUGAAAUCGAAAACUUAGACGAAAAUAAAUGCUGUGCUUGUGAUGAAGCUAAGUACUCGUUGAUUAUGGAAGGUAUCUGGUCAAACAAAACUCACCCCAAGGAUUUCCCAUUUUCAGUUUGGUUAACCCAUUUCAGUGAUCUGGUGGGAGCUUCCCAUGAAACCAAUUUUUCAUUUUGGGGACGAGAGCAUACCUCAACUGAUGGUUUUCGACAACUUGCAGAAUGGGGUUCAGCAUCAGGUCUCGAAGCAGAAUUAAAAUCUCAGGCUCGUCACCUCAGAACCUACAUUAAGGCUGCAGGACUCUGGUACCCCAAUGUAAAUACAAAUACCAGUGCUAAUUUCAGAGUUGAUAAAAAACAUCCUCUUCUGUCAGUUGCCUCCAUGCUGGGACCAUCUCCUGAUUGGGUAGUAGGUGUUAGUAAGCUGAAUCUUUGCCAAAAAGAUUGUUCCUGGGCCAAAAGCAUGAUUAUCGAUUUAUAUCCUUGGGAUGCUGGAACUGACAAUGGUAUCAGUUACAUGUCCCCUAAUUCUGAAACUAAGCCACGAGAAAAGAUGAAGCCAAUUACCACAUCUUAUCCUGAAGAUCCUAGAUCUCCAUUUUAUGAUCCUAGUGGUAAACCGAUGUUGCCACUAGCUAGGCUUUACUUAAAUAGGGAGCAAGUUGUUCCAAAGAGUUGUGAUGCGCAGGAUAUUCAACAACAAAUUGCAGAAUUUGAAGUUGCUGAGAAUACUGAGGAUACCACAAGACCUGAGUGUCUUACAACAGAAUAUUCUCCCUGGACCACUUGUUCAGUAACUUGUGGCAAAGGUAUCAGGAUGAGAACCCGCGAUUACAGAAUGCCAGAAAAGGCAGCAAUGAUGGGCUGCAAUAGACAACUAGUUUCGAAAGAAAUGUGUCUCGCCCCCCUUGGAGAUUGUCCAGACGAUGCAGAAAAUGAGGACAAGCCUUUCUCCAUUAAUGAAUCUGAAUGUGAAACUACAAACUGGAGUGAUUGGUCCGAAUGUUCAUCAUCUUGCGGACCUGGUUUGACGAUGAGAACCCGGAGACUCAUUAAUCGUAAUAAUAGGAAAAAGUGCAAUCACGUUCCACUGAUAGAAAAGACAAAAUGCAUGAAAUCAAGCUGUGCACCUGGAACUGAAGAAAUCCUCGAUCCCCAAUGCCCUGUUUCAGAAUGGUCAACUUGGUCUCCUUGCAGUGUGACCUGUGGAAAAGGGAUAAAAAUGAAGAUGAGGUUAUUAUUAACUGCUGAUCCAUCGUUGAAAGAACAAUGUUCUUCAAAAGUAGAGCUUUUGCAACAAACUUCCUGUUUGGAACAAGCUGAUUGUACGUUCGACAUGGCAACUGCCAAAGUCGUCUGUAUGGAAGAUGUAGAAGUUGGUCCCUGCAGAGGAACUUUCCAACGCUGGGCUUUUGAUACUCGUAAGCGGAUGUGCAUUCCUUUCACGUAUGGAGGAUGCAGAGGAAAUAGGAAUAAUUUCCUGACUGCUGAUGAUUGCAAUCAAACUUGUGAUAUUGUAAGGGCCACACUUACUGGACAACCGCAGUCGCAGAAUCAAUAUGGUCAGUUUCAAAGUCAAUUCAUUCCAAGACUUUCAGUGCCACAAAAUCCUAUACCUGUGGAUUGCAUGGUUUCACCUUGGUCUCCUUGGUCGCUUUGUAGCGUUUCCUGUGGUCCUGGCGUUGUCACAAGUUUCCGAAUGAUUAAGCGUCAACCUGAAAACGGUGGGGAGCCUUGUCCGAAAAAAUUACAGAGAAGAGCUCGUUGCAAUCUUCUUCCUUGCGAUGAAUAACAACAAUAAUAUUAUUCAUCAAUAAAAAAUACAAGUCGUGAACCAAUAGAGGCUAAGCAAAGAACUAGUAUCUAAGCUGAAAAAUGCAUGUUUUCUACUCUUUUUUUAAGUUUUCAGAAAAUAAAGAAAAUCCAUAUUAUA